CAUACACACAUGCGAUACCGUAUGUGCAAAGGUGCGUAGCAUAUGUACAAAGUAAUCUUGCGUGUUGUCAUCUUUCUCUACCUGCCCGGCUCCUCCAGCUCCACCUCCUUCUCCUCCUCCAGCAGGUCGAGUCCAAUCCAAUCGAGUCAAUCAGCGCAGCGGCACACAUCUGCUUGCCCCUCCGUCGUGGUCCGCCCGUCCGCCCGUCCGCCCAUCCAUCCAUCCAUCCUCCUCCGGGAAACGACAGCAAACAUGCAUUACUGUACAUACAUACAUUCACCCUAUCUACAAACGUACGUACGCACAUACAGAUUUCUUACUCACAUCGCAUCACAUCACAGCGAGCAACAAUAGCACCGGCACCAGCAGGAGCAGCAGCGUAGUGCAGCAGCAGCGCAAAUCCCUCUCGCUCGCACGCACGUACAUGAUGCCGUUGCUCAUAUCUCUGUCGCCAAUUGGAAGCAUCGCCCGCACUCCGCACUCCGCAGGGCAGGACAGGACAGGACUCCGGUCCGGUCCCGAAUCCGGGACCGGAAACAUUCGCGAGCUUCGCUCGCCUCGUCGUCGAUGGCGCGCGGCGGCCGCGGCGGAGAGAUGCGGGG
Molecule: messenger RNA, 602 nt
Organism: Tricharina praecox
Lineage: Eukaryota; Fungi; Ascomycota; Pezizomycetes; Pezizales; Pyronemataceae
Exons: 1
Coding region: 43-354 (103 amino acids)
Source: RefSeq, a predicted model, not a curated record